GAGGGCAAAAAAUCUAAGAAAAAUCCCCAACAAAAUCUUGGACCAUCCGCCGUUUCAAACCUCUGCCUUUCUCCUCAGUCCUCUUCAUCUUAUCCUCUCUCCCUUCUACUCGAAACCCUUCCGUAGAGAGGCAUAGAGAAAUGUCGUGUGCAACAAAGCCAAUAAUCAAGCCUUCAUCCAUGGCAACGAACAGUUGCCUCAUUUCUCUUCCUCCCCUCUUUGCCACCACCACAAAAUCCAAAUCUUUUGCUUACCCAUAUCUCUCAAACACAUUAAAACCCAUUAAACUCCUCCACCUUUCUUGCACUUAUUCUCCUUGUAUCUUAUCCCCAAAAAAGAAAACAUCAGUUUCUGCACUGCAAGAAGAAGAAAACACCCUUAUCCUUGACGGCCAAGGACAAGAAUCUGGAGACUUGUUUAACUUUGAACCUAGUGGUGAAGAAACAGAAGAAGAAGGGUUUGUAGAGGCAGUUGGAGAUGCUGGGGAGAGUGAUGAGGUUGAAGCAGACGAGGAGGAGGAGGAGUUUCAAGAACCACCUGAAGAUGCUAAGUUGUUUGUUGGGAAUUUACCUUAUGAUGUAGACAGUGAAGGGCUGGCUCGGCUUUUUGAGCAGGCUGGUGUUGUUGAGAUUGCUGAGGUUAUUUACAAUAGGGACACUGAUCAAAGUCGUGGAUUUGGUUUUGUGACAAUGAGUACGGUGGAAGAAGCUGAGAAAGCUGUGGAAAUGUACAAUCGUUAUGAUGUCAAUGGAAGACUCUUGACAGUCAACAAAGCUGCUCGUAGAGGAGAGCGACCUGAGCGUCCGCCUCGGACAUUUGAACAGUCUUACAGGAUCUACGUAGGCAAUAUCCCAUGGGGCAUUGAUGAUGCACGCCUUGAGCAACUGUUCAGUGAACAUGGUAAAGUAGUAAGUGCUCGGGUAGUUUAUGACAGAGAAACUGGCCGGUCGCGAGGUUUUGGUUUUGUUACGAUGGCAAGUGAAGCUGAAAUGAGUGAUGCAAUUGCAAACCUUGAUGGACAGAGUUUGGAUGGGAGGACAAUCAGGGUAAAUGUUGCUGAAGAUAGAUCCAGGCGCAACACGUUUUGAUUUGAUCAAAGGUUCAUUUGUUCUAUAAUCAUAGCGGUCACAAUUCUGCAGCUAAGAGUGUUUUUUCUUAUAUUUUUUUUUCCGGAAUUUUGGUUAGGCGUUUUCCAUUUUAGCACUUGCUUGUAAGCUUUGAAUUCCAAGUUUUGAACCCUGAAUUAGCAAUUGCUUUUAUAUAGAUAAUGCGUCUACUACUAUUUUUUUUCUU
Nicotiana tabacum (common tobacco) is the source of this 1293-nucleotide messenger RNA. Its product is annotated as 31 kDa ribonucleoprotein, chloroplastic. Gene Ontology annotation, molecular function: mRNA binding. Gene Ontology annotation, cellular component: chloroplast thylakoid membrane. Lineage: Eukaryota; Viridiplantae; Streptophyta; Magnoliopsida; Solanales; Solanaceae. Gene Ontology annotation, biological process: chloroplast rRNA processing. The record is from RefSeq and is a predicted model, not a curated record.